Molecule: messenger RNA, 3560 nt
Organism: Thunnus maccoyii (southern bluefin tuna)
Lineage: Eukaryota; Metazoa; Chordata; Actinopteri; Scombriformes; Scombridae
Gene: cyb561
Product: transmembrane ascorbate-dependent reductase CYB561
Exons: 6
Coding region: 100-858 (252 amino acids)
Cellular component (GO): lysosomal membrane
Molecular function (GO): oxidoreductase activity
Source: RefSeq, a predicted model, not a curated record
CACACGCACACGCACCGGGAGAGGGAGGAGGGAGGCGGAUCUGUAAAUCCAGACUCCAGGACUUCCUCAGCAGAGCAGAGCUGAGCCUACAGCGCAAUCAUGGAUGAUUCUGCUCCACGUGCUGGUCGCUCCAUGUUUGCGUGGCUGGUGGGAGGGUCACAGGUCCUGGGUCUGGCGUCAGUGGUGCUGACUGGUGUGUGGAUGGGUCACUAUCGCGGAGGUUUUGCCUGGGAUGGCUCGGCACGGGAAUUCAACCUGCACCCUCUGUGCAUGGUGCUGGGGCUGGUCUUUCUGCACGGCGAUGCCAUCCUGGUCUACAGAGUAUUUCGUAAUGAGGCGAAGAGGAAUGUGAAGGUGCUUCACGGCAUCAUUCACCUGUUCGCCCUCAUCAUCAGCAUCAUAGGCAUUGUAGCUGUGUUUGACUUCCACAGAUCAGCUAAGAUUCCAGACAUGUACUCUCUACACAGCUGGUGCGGCAUGGCUACCAUAGUCCUUUUUUGCAUACAGUGGGUGAUGGGUUUGCUCUUCUUCCUGUUUCCUGUUGCGUCGUCAUGGUUACGAGCCGCGUACCUCCCCAUCCAUGUGUUCUGCGGUCUGGUUCUGCUGGUUCUGGCCAUAGGGACCAGCCUGCUCGGCAUCACGGAAAAACUCCUCUUCAGCAUCAUGCCAACCUACUCUGCGUUCGCCCCAGAGGGGGUGCUGGCCAACGUCUUGGGGAUCCUGCUGGUGUGUUUUGGGGUGCUGCUGGGGUACUUGAUCUCCAGGGAGGAGUACAGACGCCCGCCCAACCCAGAGGAAGAGUCUCUGUCUGUCCACUUCAAGACCCUGACUGAGGGGGGGUCACCAACAACACCCUGACCUCAGUCUGAUGUCUGACACCCCUUCAUCUGGAUACAAACAGUGUUGUGCCAACAGACUAGCUGUGCUACCAGUCUAUAUUCUUGUCAGAAUUACAAAGUUUUAUCAUAAGGGCCAUAAACAAGGCCAACGGCAGAAAAGACUUGAGGGCGAAUUCACAAAGAACGGUUUGUGGCUGCUGAUAGCACCAUCACUUGCAACCACAAUCUGCCCCGUCUCAAGGUCUGAUUCACAAAGAUAUUGCACUAAUGAUAUUACAGCGCAAACACAACCAUAAAGUUUUGCAGUUGACUUCAAUUUGCCCUUGUUUUGUGUCUGAUUGUAAUUAUCCAUGUGGCAAUGUAUAAAUGUUGCCUUUGUGCCAAGGACACAGUAGGAAGGACAACUGCAGAGAGAAAGAGAAAAAUUAUAUUUUCAGUUCACAAGCUACAAGUCCUGACCAAUGAGGUGCAGAGGCAUUGCUCAAAACUUCAGGCAAGGAAUUUAAAUGUGACAUGAUCACUGGAAAGUCUGGGUAUGACACCCCUUUUAAAUGCACUUCAGUUACCACCAACUCCUGAAGACACUAAUAAUUUCACUCUAACUGUGUGUGCUCUUCUUAGUGAAUUGGACUGUUUUUGCAAUGAUGCUCAUUUCAAUAGAAAGGGGGGGAUUUUGUGCCAAGUGUAUGCAUAUUACCUAAUUUAAAUACAUGCAAAUAGCAAAGGGACACCAAGACAGUGCAGUUUGGGGUGCACUUCACCCUUUGCGGUUGCUUUGUGAAUUACAUGGUUUGUUUUUGUCUUAUCUGUGCAGAUUUAGCAGCUACAAAAGCUGCACAAUCCUUUUGUGAAUUCGCCCCUUAGUUCAAAGUUUUGGUUCAUUAUAUCGUAUCUCAUAGAUUACUGAACAGAUGAGUUACCUUUCACCCAAAGUUAUUUAUUAUUACUUUUGUUAAACAGAAUGAAUAGAAGAAGCCUAGUAAAGUGCAUAGAUUCUAGCAGAAAGAAAAUGGUAUCACACCAAAUCAGAUUCAAUAUAUAAAUCAGUGUGUAUUUUUAGAGAGAAAUAGCAAGGUGUCCUCAUUUUGAAUGGCUUCAAAUCCUGUAUGUGUUGAAAGUAUUUAGAAUUUGCAGAAAUUCACUCUAAAGCUGGAUUUAUGUUUGAUGCAAGAGGUUAACUUGAGCCCUGCUGUAGAUACCUACAGAAUAGGUUUUGAUUUACAGUUCAGAGUAAGAUUUCAGAGAAGAUUAUUGACUCCUUCCUUAAUAUUAUCUUCAAUAUUGGCUUGUUGGAGAUAACACAAGAAGCUAAUCCCAGUUCUUGCAGUCUCUACAUAGUUUGAGGCCUCUGAACUUUUGCAUGUAUCUGCUGUAGGAACAACAUAACCCUUUAAUGCAGUAUUAAGUAUAAAUGAAGCUUAAGAGUGUCUGCAGCUCAGAAACUGUUUGUCUGGGAGCAACUAGAUCUCAAGAUGGGCUCCAGCAGUAUUGUAUCUAUGGCCUUGGUACAAAAACUGAGAACUAAACUCCGACCUGACUGAACCUGACUGAUACUGCCAAAUGUUAGACCCAAACCCAAGCCAAAGCUAUAUUUUUGCUUUAUUUCACUUAUUACUGAUCAUUCACCAGGCUAAUGCAAUGCAUUGGCUACACUCUGUCUCUUUCUCUCUCCCCACAGUUACAUAAGAAAAUAACAAAACCCUAACCUAGACUGGGACUGAAGACUGAAGAGACUGAGAUCAGGCAUCACAGUCCUGCAUACUGGUCAGAAGUUGCCACUAUUGUAUAGUUUGGCUCUGUUAUACACCAAAAGUCAAACUGAUGUCAAACAUUACGCUGACAUUUGACCUUCUCCUUGAUCUAUGUAUUUUACUUGGGACCACCCAUGUCUGAUGUCUUGAUAUUUCAUCGUUUUGCAUUUAUCCUAGAGCAUAAUUAAAGAUUUUUGAAGGUCAAAAGCUGUAAUAUCUGAAAAAUUCUGCAGCUGGACUUCUGCCAAAUGACGAUCAAAGAUGAAUCAGUCUUCAUUGAACUGACAAAACUCUAUUGUGAAAUUAGUAAGACUGCGAUGAAAUGUAUUAAUGUAGAAGUGCGUCAUAAUUGUAAACUUUUAAUGUCCGCAUCAAAAUGUAAGUGAGUUAUUUGUUCUCAGAUGAAACCAUCAUUAGUGACUUUAAAGGUGGAUUACAAAUCUAUUGAUGGUAUUUCUAAAGUCAUAAACUUUUAAACGUCACAAGGAAAGGAAAGUUUAGCUUUCGUGAAAAAUGAUACACGUUAUUCUUUGCACUCUAAUAAAAUCUGUCCUUUUAUCUGAUGUUCAACAGUAUCUGUGUCUGAACAAUGGCCAUUUGUGAGAAGCAGUUUUCCCACAAAACAGAGCAUAAGCAAAAUGUAUUCCAUUUGUGUAUCGCUAAGCCGUUUGUGAUUAAGUAGGGUGUCUGCUCUGGUUGUAUUCAGAUGUAUGUUAUAAGAGUUUGGUUACUUAAUGCACUUUUACCAAUGUUAAAUUCAUAUCUUUGAAUGUGUUGAAACAAAUCAAAAACAUGCAGCUUUUUUUUUUUGUUUUUUUGUCCUGACUUACGGACUCCAGGACUACAGUGUUGGUGCCUAAUUGAAGCUUUUACAGAAAAUUUGCCUUUGAAGUCGCUGAAGCCCAUGUAUUUUACAUUUGUGGAUGUUGUUUGUCUGUACGUAAUAUUUGAAAAUAAAGUCUUAAUCUCA